Sclerotinia sclerotiorum 1980 UF-70 is the source of this 291-nucleotide messenger RNA. RefSeq lists its product with no specific name. The record is from RefSeq and is a predicted model, not a curated record. Lineage: Eukaryota; Fungi; Ascomycota; Leotiomycetes; Helotiales; Sclerotiniaceae. The transcript is spliced from 4 exons. Bases 1 to 291 code for a protein of 96 amino acids.
AUGUCGUUACCUAGAUCAUUAAGAGAUGAAAAUUCACGCGUCUCUGCGCGUGAUAGACACUUGGCACAGACAUUGCUGCCGUCAAAACUACAAGAGAAUCAGGAGGACCCGGGCAGUCAAAGAAUGCAAUCAGUGCGGAAUGCUGCUGUUGCUAUGAGGAUUGAGCGCUCUGUUGCAGUUACUGUUCGCCUGUUUGUAGGGUUUCGGAUUCAUGAAGUCAAUGUGGGCAAGGCAAAUUGCUGGAAAGUUGUAUGGAUUGAUGCCGGAGAGAUCUGGUCCGGAUUACUAUGA